AUGGAGGAGCACUCGUUGGAGGCUCUCAUGCAGGCGGGCCUUAUUUUCGUGGUCGCCGUCGCCAUCAUCAUUUCGAAUCUUCUUAUUAUCGUCACUUACCUCAACUUCCGCGGUCCCUCCGAGGUGAUAAAUUACUAUUUGCUAUCACUCGCCUCGGCAGAUCUUCUGUGUGGUGUGUUAGUGGUACCGCUCUCGGUGUAUCCAGCAUUGGUGCGAAGAUGGGUCUACGGAGAUAUCGUGUGCCGACUUGUCGGUUACUUGGAAGUCACGCUUUGGGCGGUAUCAGUAUAUACCUUCAUGUGGAUCUCUGUGGAUCGUUAUCUGGCCAUCAGAAAACCACUCAGAUACGAGACAGUACAGACAAAAACCCGAUGUCAAUGCUGGAUGGUCUUCACAUGGAUCAGCGUGGCGAUGAUGUGCUGCCCGCCCUUACUCGGUUUCAACAAACCGAUUUUCGACCGCGAGGCCUUCAUCUGUAUGCUCGAUUGGGGCAACAUGGCCGCAUAUACCAUCACGUUGUCUAUUCUCGUGUUGGGGCCGUCAGUUAUCACCAUCGUCUAUACAUACUUCUAUAUAUUCUCCAUGAUGAGGCGAUUGAAGUCCGGCGUUCUAAUCCACGACAAGGAGUAUGCUACUGCGUUAUCGGAAAAUCUGAGCAAUCCGAGUCACAUCAUGUCUUUCGUCCUAGUGAUGGCUUUCUGGAUAUCAUGGGCUCCAUAUGCCGGAUUAAGGAUAUACGCAGUCGUUAACGGACCUCCUCAGGUGCCGUUUUUACACUUUGCCGUGGUGUGGCUGGGAGUCACAAACAGCUUUUGGAAAGCGGUUGUGCUGAGCACACUAAGCCCCCAGUUCCGAUUGGCUGUGCGAGUGCUCUGUCUCACCAUAUGCUGUCGACACAGGCGACUUCCGCCGGAACUUCUCGGCCUCGACGACGAUGACUAACGUCACAUCGACUACGUCUGCAAGCAGGAACGCUUAUUUUGCGUUCUAUUCUAUCCGCGACGCGUUCUUAAGAAGUCGCUUUCACAUUUAUUCAAGGAUCGUCCUCGCAUAUUGGCACCACUCGUAAGACAGAUCCUUAAAAUUUCACGCUCUGACACAAGAAUAAAUAAA
This is a messenger RNA of Mycetomoellerius zeteki, 1113 nucleotides long. RefSeq names its product G-protein coupled receptor DopEcR (gene DopEcR). The record is from RefSeq and is a predicted model, not a curated record. Gene Ontology annotation, cellular component: plasma membrane. The transcript is spliced from 4 exons. Gene Ontology annotation, molecular function: G protein-coupled receptor activity; peptide binding. Gene Ontology annotation, biological process: G protein-coupled receptor signaling pathway; cellular response to hormone stimulus. Bases 1 to 942 code for a protein of 313 amino acids. Lineage: Eukaryota; Metazoa; Arthropoda; Insecta; Hymenoptera; Formicidae.